Molecule: messenger RNA, 6588 nt
Organism: Bufo gargarizans (Asiatic toad)
Lineage: Eukaryota; Metazoa; Chordata; Amphibia; Anura; Bufonidae
Product: ETS translocation variant 3-like
Exons: 5
Coding region: 152-1750 (532 amino acids)
Biological process (GO): cell differentiation; regulation of transcription by RNA polymerase II
Cellular component (GO): nucleus
Molecular function (GO): sequence-specific DNA binding; DNA-binding transcription factor activity, RNA polymerase II-specific
Source: RefSeq, a predicted model, not a curated record
GGAGGGGGGAGGAAGCGUAAACCGGAAGUGGGAUUAAUAAGGCGGCUGGCACUUCCUGCUCGCUGUAUGAGGAGACUGGAAGCGGAGGGGAAAGCAGUCGAAGCGGCGGAGCUGUGACUGAGCGGCUGCCACUGUCAGCAGGAAGAAGAAGAUGAAAACCGGUUGCAGUAUUGGGGACAAGCCAAAAGGAGGGGGAGGUUAUCACUUCCCGGACUGGGCCUACAAGGCGGAGUCUAGCCCCGGCUCCCGGCAGAUCCAGCUAUGGCACUUCAUCCUGGAGCUGCUGCAGAAGGAGGAGUUCCGUCACGUCAUCGCCUGGCAGCAGGGGGAAUACGGGGAGUUUGUCAUCAAGGAUCCGGACGAGGUGGCCAGGCUGUGGGGCCGGAGGAAAUGCAAGCCCCAGAUGAACUACGACAAGCUGAGCCGGGCGCUCCGAUAUUACUACAACAAGAGGAUCCUGCAUAAAACCAAGGGCAAGCGCUUCACCUACAAAUUCAACUUCAACAAGCUGGUCAUGCCCAACUACCCCUUCAUCAAUAUAAGGCCCAACGGUGGUGUUCCUCAGAGUGCCCCACCAGUCCCCACAGCCUCAUCCCACUUCCACUUCUCUCCUUUGGAUUCCCCCAAUGACGAUGGACAUGUGAACCAUUUUACUGGAAGCUCCUCUGCGCAAUCCAGCAGGGAAUCCCUGAAUGAUGUCAGUGAGCGGAAACCAAUUCCUUCAGAACCUGAAGAUCUCCACUCGAUGGAGUGGCGUCGCAGUACAGACCACAUGUCUUCUAGGAAUAACAUCAACACAGGUCACCAUGGCCUUCAAAAGCAUAAAUCUGAUCUCAUGCUUCCAGUCUUCUCAAUGCCUGGCAUGUACCCAGACACCCACAGUCCAUUUGCAGUCUCUCCUCUCCACGGACGCGGAGGGCUAAUGAGCGUACCCAUCUCGCCAGCCUUGUCCCUGACACCCACAGUCUUCUCUUACAGUCCUUCACCUGGACUGAGCCCGGCUUUCCAAAGUGGCAGCUGCUUUAACUUCAACCCAGACGAGAUGAAACACUACCUGCAAGCCCACGCCUGCUCUGUAUUUAACUACCACUUAAGUCCACGGACUUUACCAAGAUUUCCCAAUUUCAUGAUGCCGCCACCACAUCGCCCCUUCCCACCUGAAGAGCAGCAGUCUUUCCCCAUUAAGCUGCAGCCUCCUCCGAUGGGACGCAAGAACAGAGAGCGUUCGCAGAGCUCUGAGGAGAAGCACCAAGCUCCUCCACAACCGCCUCUCCAGCCUGUCAAAGUUGAACCAGUGUCAGACGAAGAGGAUCUCCUUUCUGACGAGGAACUGGAUUGUGGAGACUAUGCCGUGAAAGAAGACACCAGUAGUGAAUCUGAAGCAGGAACCCCUUCACCUAAACUGGACUUUGAGAAGAUGGGCCAUACUUUUGUCAAGCCAGCAGCUCCUUCUUGGCCACAGUUUUCCACGGCUUCCGCUAGGCUUCAUUACCCCAAGGAGGGUACAGAAGGUCUGGUCGAGGCUGGCGAGAAAGCCGUGAAAGACUAUCCCACUGAAACUGCUGUGGUGGAAAAGAAGGAGGAGACUCUACCACCAAAGCUGCGCUUUAAACGUCUCUGGAACGGGGAGGCGCACGCGGAAGUUGUUGAGGAUAAGGAGUGCAGAAAAGUCAGUUGCAUCAUCAAUGGCUGCCGCCCCUCCGACCUGCCGGUAGAAACACACGCCGUAGCUGCAGCUGCCGACUCCUAGUACAGAGAUGGCUACUUCUAUUUUUUUUUUUUUUAACGCAUUAUCCUAUUUAUGUGGCAUUGCUGCAGAAAGGGUUGAGGUUGAAGGUUUUCUUUCAUGAAUUCCUAGCCUUCCUAUUGCUUGGAAGGGGAUUUACAAAAUAUAUAUAUAAUUUUACACACCAUAUACUAAUUUUAGGGUUCUAAGGUUUCAGGUAAAAUGAUACCUCUUAUCUAUGAAAGGGGUGCCUUAUAUUUUAGAUCCUCCCUUUUCCCCAAAAAAAAUUUGCCUGUUAGAUGGCCGCAUCAGAGUCCUCUACUUUUUAGCUUAAUAACCGUGUCACGUGGAGCUUCAAUCAAGAAAUUUUUGUAAAGCUGAGAGAUGUUGCGUUGAUGUAUUCAGGGUUCUGUACUUGAGACAAAAAGCAAAUCAGGCAUUUUUGUAAAAAAUAAAUAAAAUCUUAAAAAAUCAGAGGGAGGAGAGUCGGUUGGAAAACCUGACACUACAACACGGGUUGUAGGGACUAGAGAACUGCGCUAGCUGGUUGAGUGGGAGUGAAUGAAGUAGUCUUUGUAAUAUAUUCCCCCCCCCCCCCCCCCACCGUUGUGAUGUCAUGGGUGAGAAGUCCUAUUUUUGUACACGGAAAGUCAUUGUUUAACGAGCAAAGCUUAAAGCAGCAGUACGGUCUAUAAAAUGAUCAGAUGUAGAAGAAAGAAAUUUCUGCACCUGCGUCCAAUUGCUUAGAACGAAUAUAGAUAUUUGCUCAGGAGUAUGAAAUCUAUCCUGACAUAGGAACACCAGGAUGUGGACCUCUUGUGGGUUUCAUGACCUACAAGAAGCAGACGUGAGAGAGCGCAGGAAGUUCAGGGAAAUGAAGUUUAAAAAAAAACUGCACAUGUUCAGCCGCCGCUCUUUUUUUCCCUUUUUGUCUCGAGUUCUUUAAACAGACGUCUGCCUCGAUUUCCUCUUUUUGUGACGUCAGUGCAUUCCUGGUAAUUAGAAGACUCCAAAGUUUCGUACCCUACCGUCAUCAAGUAGAAAAGGACGAUAACACUCGCACAUACUAUAAGGACUUCAGACGUGCUGUCAUCAUGAGGGUUAGGCUUGGCCUCCCAGAGUUUAGGUUUAGUUCCUGGUAGGUUACCAUUGGAACUGGCCUUAGAGAGUCAAUAGCCGUCGUCCGAAUGAUCAACUGUCUCUCCCAUAUCUGUCAUACAUCCAUGAGGAGCAGGUUCUGGGUAUAUGGGUGGUUCUAAAGAGGCUAGUCUGAAUUUAUGGUGGUUAGCCCUUACAGGUUGAGUCCAUCCUUUCAGACCGGUUCCAUAACUUGGUCAGGAAUGCAAUGGGCGGCUCCGAGAGACAAAAUUGCUGUAGCUGCCAAACUUGUUUUAAAGUUGUGUGCACCUGACCCCUCCGAAAGGCAAUUAUAGCAUUGACUUUGGCCAAAAUAUUUACUAUUCUGGUCAGAAUUGACUAAGUGGUAGUAGACCCAUCAGUCUUUGUCUCUUCAACCCUUUGUUGCCUUGGGUUAAAAUAAUCUGUGACUCGAUGAAAUAGUUUGUUAAAAUAGGCUUAAACUACCUCCAUUGAAAAAAGGUUCUCCAAAGAUUUCCACACCAGGAGGUUGCGGUCCAUGACCCCAGAGGCUGCGUCUGUCCUCAUAGGUUGGAGAAUGUCAGAACCUGGCUGUGGUUGGCCUCCAUAAGUUUCCACCUUCAAUGAAUGACAUAGGCUAUGUUUUUACAUUGAAUUAAAACAAAGAAAGCACUUGUCUUCCAAAGCACUUCUUCCACAUUUAAGGUUUCAUCCUUUUUUGGUUUCUCCUCAACUUAGUUGACCUGUAUUUUCCCCUUCCAAUCUUUUGAAGUCAAGCUGUGGUAGACCUGAGCUUGGAAAUUUGGCUCUGAUCCUACUCGGAGAAUACAGAAGGUCUUGUAGAGGAUCUAUUACAUGAGCGUUAAUGUUUUUUGUUUCUACUUGUGAAACCAGGUGUGACCUGUGAUUCAUUUGAGACUUUCCUCGGCCAGUGUGGCUAGGAAUCUAAUCUCAAAGCAGUUUUUGCAUUGCUGGUGCUUUAAUUGGACGAAAAGAAAUGGGACACCUUCCCUCGGGUGCUGUCAUCCUAUAACCUUUUGUUGUGCUCAUUUCUCCAAAGUUCUAGUUCCCAAUGUCAGAUUCAAGAAUGCGGUCUAACCUGUCCUGUUGACACCUUUUUGCCCUGUUGUCUCUUCCUUCAACGCUUGUUUCUUUGCCUGCAGAGGAGUGCCUUUCCUCAGGAACUUCUCAGAAUGAUGCGUGACUCCUACACAUCAAAGUUAAUUCUCUGUUCCUCAUCCUCCUUUCUAUCAGUUUCAUUUUUCAAAUGGUAAAGAUAUGCACAACUUCAUGUUACGGCAAGGCAUUACAUAUUUGCCAACAAUCCCGAAAACUGGACGGCAAACUGUCCGCCCCUAUCCCCCAACAGCAUUGCCCAGAGGUGCAGUAUUUACGAUAGAGACCAAUUCUGUUUGUUCCAUGGUUUUUGAAGUCUUGAUCUGCUUAACCUCCUAGCCAUUAGAGGCAACUGGCUACUGCUCUUUUUGAUAGAAGGCUCCCCAGUGAUCAGAUGUGAUCGGUGGAGAGACCAUAGCAGUAAGUGUUCAAUUCCCUUGCUAGCACUCCCGCAGGACAAGUGAAGUAUUACACCUUUUCAAUUCACUUCAAUGGACAAUGUAUUGCACAUACGUUGGGUCCUUCAGACUGAGAUGUUUCUGGUUAAAUAGAGUGAACACCCCAUUUAGGACCCUUAUUUAAACCAAUGUCUGCUAGUGUAACGUACUGCUGCGUUAACCUUUUUUUUUUUUUUUUUUUUUUUUUUUUUUUUUGAAGGUUCAUCUUGUUUGGUCUCAAUUUUUUAUAAGCAUGUUAUGAUGCCAAAGUAGGAGCAAUGAAGAGUUCAUCUUAUUUUGAUUGGGUUCAUUUUUAUUUUUUCGUAACGUUUGCUACAAGGAGACUGGUUUACAAAUUAGCUCUCCUCCAAAAGGAGGAAUACGGUCUCCCGAAAGCAACCCAUUGGUGGAUACCCUGUAAGUCUGACCCAUUAAAGAUCCUCAGGUUUUGGCUGAGACGCCCAUCUGUAGACAGUUGUUGAGGUUCCUCCUCCUCAUCAUGAGUUUGGCCUUCUACUGGUAAAAUAUUAAAUGACACAAUAUUUGCCCAGCCCCCCCCCCCCCCCCCAAGUGCCAGGUUAAUCUAGAUGCUGCUUUUUUAUGGCCGAUGUAGGCUUGCUAUUGUAUUAUACAGUGUGUUUGUGUGCUAGAAUUAACUUAACAAUGAACCUAGUUUUAUCUUUUUACUUCGUUUAAAAGCAGGUGAGGCUUCAGAAGAGUAGCCUUUACCACGGUGGGAUUUGCACAUCAUACCGAUGGAGUUCUCUCUUGUUUCAGGGAUUUCUCAGGGCCUCCGACACUGGACCCAGCCAUUAGCGUCCAGGUUGCAUUUUUAUUUUCUUUGAAAUGCAUGCAAGCAAAGGCUCUGAGCUCCAAACCAAUGUUGUAGUGAACAAAGAGCCGCUUCUAGUGUUAAAAAGUCGCCAGAAACGAAAGUAGACGGUGUCCUCUAAACCCCUUACUAACAGUCAGGAGUUCAAUUAUAUUUUUUAUUUCCAAGUUAAGUGCCAAAUAUUUAAGCAAGGGAGUGAUGAAAUGCACAUCGGUGUGUUGUGUCUGAACACUAAAAGGACAAUCAACCAAGUGGGGGGGGGGGGGUGUACCAAGCAUUAACCAAUGUUUGUCCUAGAUACUUUUCAGAAGACCACCACAUCCAUGGAAGUCAUAGACUUGGGCCACCACUGGUUUUCAGUAAAACAAAACCAGUUACAAGGUCUGUGGCGGUCAGUAAAACACCAGAUGCCUUUGACACUCCUUUGGGCAUCUUACGAGGGGUUUCACUGACUUUUUUGGUUUUAGACCCAAGCCCUAUGACUCGGUGUGGUCGUUUGUCAUGUUCGAAGGGUAGACUUUCCCGUUAAGUUCUCAAUUUAUGUACUGCGGUCUCUUUUACUUGUAAUAUGUGGGUUGUUUUAGUUUUACGGGGUGGGGGGUUAAUAUCGGGAGCUGUACAGAGGUUAUGACGGCAUGUCAUAUCUAUAUAUCUAAUAGGGCAUGUGAAAUGGGUACAUUUUAUCAUCCCUUUGGGUCCAUGGAGGGUGCCCUUUGUACAGAUGUAACAUAUGGCGCUAUAUUUGUAGGAAGAAACCGAUGCCUUGUGUUGUCCGAGAGAGCAAGUUUCGAGUGAUGAUUCGCCUUUAAAACAAAAUGGCUGACUUUUUGCAUGGUACAGCAAAACGGACAGUCUCGUUUAGUUAUGGCGCCAUCUUGAGGAACCACUCCUAACUACACGAGCUCUUUUUGACGUGGUUUCCUAACCCUUGGUUGAUUGUCCGGAUUUUAAAUUCCAGCAUUGCGUUUGAUUUAAAGUGUUGGAUUUUUUUUCUUUUAGACAUUUUAUAGAGUAUUUUUUUUAAUAAUGCUCCUAUUCUAGAUAUUUAGCGUUGAUGCUGAGGUGGCUAUUAAUGUAUUUGCCCCCGUCAGCUGAAGUGGGGGAGUUUCUGUACAUAAAUGUAUACUAGCUAAUCUGUGCAGUGCCUUUAGACGUUCCGAUUUCUAUAAAGUCUUCAAAACACAACUUUUUGGCAUAUAUAUUAUAUAUAUGAUGUAAUGUUAUAUAGAAAUAUAUGUAUAAUAUACAUAUUUUUUUCCCCAGGGGUAUGUGAUAGCUCUGUAUUUUGUAUAAAAUGAAUUGAAAGUAAAAGUAUUUUACCUCAAAUUUUAAGAUUUUGGAAAAGUUAAUAAAAAUUUCCCUUUUCAUUAAAUGUUGAA